Girardinichthys multiradiatus is the source of this 7996-nucleotide messenger RNA. RefSeq names its product one cut domain, family member, like (gene onecutl). Lineage: Eukaryota; Metazoa; Chordata; Actinopteri; Cyprinodontiformes; Goodeidae. The transcript is spliced from 3 exons. Gene Ontology annotation, biological process: regulation of transcription by RNA polymerase II. Gene Ontology annotation, molecular function: RNA polymerase II cis-regulatory region sequence-specific DNA binding; DNA-binding transcription factor activity, RNA polymerase II-specific. Bases 682 to 2034 code for a protein of 450 amino acids. The record is from RefSeq and is a predicted model, not a curated record. Gene Ontology annotation, cellular component: nucleus.
UCGAUGAAGUGGCAGGCAGAGAAGCAAGAGGAGGAGGAGGAAAAUCUCACGAGAUAAUGAAAGAAAAAGAGAAGUGCCUGUAACCGAGCGAAAACACGGAGCGUGGACCCGGAGACUGUCUUAGGAGUAAAAACAAGAGGAGACCUAGAUAUUUACCCGAAACCGCAGAUGUUGUUUUCUUUUUUUCACAAUUUUUUGUGCUGGUUUUUGGUGGAUGUGCUACCCCGGGGCGCAGCGGACCAAUUGUGUGAAUCUGUAGGUCUGCUCGGCGACACAGUCGGAGAGAUGCACAGGGCGGACAGCAGCCGUGGUUGCGCCCUGAGAAGCGGAUAAAAUAAAGGCACAAAAGCGAUCGAGACACCAGCCGGAGACCCCAGCAGAGCACCAAAGACACAAACAGAUGCACAAGUGAGAAUAAAAUAACCCGCCAGGAUCUCCAUGCUGUACCAAGCUCAUUUUCUGAGACUUUGAGGGAGUUUGAAGACACUACUUAAUGUUAUCAGAUAAUUAAUUAGACAAUCCGUAAGCCCGGAAAUCAAUUAAUUCACAAAUCAAUAAAUCCAUAGUCUAGUGUAACAAGAGACCUUACAGAUUGUUGUCCUGGCUGUUGAACAACAAUAACAAAGAUAGAGCAACAGCAAACAGAAGCAAGAAACACACAUUUAUUUGCUGAAAUUGAAGAUGGAUGGAGGUCUAGGGGAGAUGUCCCUCCACAGCCACUCUGAGCUGGCCCACAGCCAGGACGGCAGGGCCAUGCUGCACUCCCGGGACCUUUCAGCAGCAUUCCCCAGGCCUUCCCUCGGGGGCUCCGGCAUGUCUCUGGAACCCGAGCCCCGUCCGUCGGGCUUCGACCACUCCAUGUCGGCGCUGGGCUACAGCGGCGACUCCCCGUCCAGCUCGGGCAGCACCUACACCACCCUAACCCCCCUGCAGCCGUUUGACGACAAAUUCCACCACCACCAUCACCACCAUCACCCCUGCCUCCCGGUCAGCAAUGUUAUCGGCAGCUUCACCCUCAUGCGGGAGGAUCGAGGCCUCAGCACCAACUUCUACAACCCUUAUGGAAAGGAGCUAGCCAUGACCCAAAGCCUGACACCCCCCACCACAGGUUCAGGCCUGGGCACCUCCAUGCAUGGCUACAGCAGUCUGGGAAACAGUCCCAAUGGCAAUGGUGGACAGAUGCUCCACAGCGGCUAUGAUGUCCAUGGGGGGAGUCUCUUCUGCCGGGCAUCAGAUUUUGGCAGAGAGAUGUCACCACCAGGCCUGGGAGUUGGCGAUGUGUCCGUUGGACAUCAGCUGAACAAGAUAGAGGCUCACCAGCACACACCUAACCACCACCCUCACAUCUACAGCCAGCACUACCAACCUCACCAUCACCCAAGCCAGCAAUCAGCCAAAAUGGGCGAACACAUGCAUUCCUCGUCGCCCGCCUCAUCCUCACCCGGCGAGGGCAUGCUGCCGGGCUCGCAGGGUGGCGGAGGCGGGGAAGAGAUCAACACCAGGGACGUGGCCCAGAGGAUCAUCACCGAGCUGAAGCGCUACAGCAUCCCCCAGGCCAUCUUCGCAGAGAGGGUCCUGUGUAGGUCACAGGGCACGCUGUCUGACCUCCUGAGGAACCCCAAGCCCUGGGGCAAGCUCAAGUCUGGCCGCGAGACCUUCAAGAGGAUGUCUCGCUGGCUGCAGGAGCCCGAGUUUCAAAGAAUGGCCUCACUUCGGCUGGAGGCCUGCAAGCGCAAGGAGCAGGAGCAGAGCAAGCUGGAGCGCAACCAGGGCCCGAAGCGUACCCGGCUGGUGUUCACAGACCUGCAGCGGCGCACGCUCAUGGCCAUCUUCAGAGAGAACCAUCGCCCCACCAAAGAACUGCAGGUCACUAUCUCCCAGCAACUGGGCCUGGAGCUCUCCACCGUCAGCAACUUCUUCAUGAACGCCCGCCGGCGCAACCUGAACAAAUGGACCGACGAGGGCCGCCCCUCUUCCACCGGCUCCUCGGGCUCCAACGUGUCCUCCUCCGCGGUGUCCUGCAGCACCGCGUGAUGAUGGGCUGUCCUGGAGGUGCGUUGGGGAGGGCGCCUAGGGAGCAAAGGGGGCACAUAGACUGGUCUAGGUGGAGAUCAGGCGGUACAAAUGUCCUCGUUAUCAGAAGGAGUGACGGAGCUGUUGCAGAUGAUUUUAUGAAGCAUUUUCCCUAACCAAAGUCGACUGCCUCUUUGAAAUGGAAGGAGGCAAUGCUUAGAGUGAUAAAAUUGCAGGACGUGAGGUCCUGCUUGUAUAGUCAAGGGUGUGAAGAAGAUUAACACCCUCACAUAGACACCAUCCCAUUGCAUUAUUUUGAUUAUGUAGAUUACAGAUAAUGAGGGUUUUGCAAAUCAGGAGGAAGCAUAUUUUGAUGUACCUUCAAAUCUUUUCCCAUCUCUCCAAAUGUGAAGAAUCAAGAGGUGCCGUUUAGUCACACCUGGAGAGCUCCAUCGUGUAAGUUUUUAAUCAGAAGUGUUUGGCGUCAUCCAAAGAUGUUAACCUCCCCACCCCACGCUCUUAUUUUUCCUCGAGAAUCAAGAUGAAGGAGGAAGAAAAGGCCGUUAUUUUUAUUUAUUUUUGUGAAGAGGUCAAUUCCUCUUUCUUAGCAUGUGUUUCCAUGGUGAUGGUUCCCAGGACUGUUUUGGUGCUGUUUCAAGUUUGGAGCCUGGAGUAAUCAGGAUGGGGUUUUGUUAGCGUCCGUAAAUCCCAGCCGUCAAUCAUAAACCACCAACAAGAGCAUCUGCAGCGUUUUGUCAGAACGGUCUUGCCUUGAAUUAAUCAGAGGUUUCAGGGGGGAUCUCUGAUAUGACGUGACGUUAUGCCGGUACAGAAUCAAUAAACACAAGUAGGGUGUGGAAACAGACUUGUUGAUCCAACCGUUUUAGCUUUAAGACUGUUGCUGAGCUUCCAAAUAAGAGCUCCUCAGCCAUUUUUGACUCAAAAUCAAGCCACAAAAAAAGAAAAAAAAAUUUAAUUUGAACACAAAAGGUUUCAUAGAGAAGAGCUACACCUGACACAGUAUAUAGUGAGAUUUUAGUAUUUUUUUCAGCUCAUUUACAAAUAACUGCACACACCUCUUCUCCAUUCUGAAGUGUUUUUUUAACAGAUGUUUAGAAAAUGGAGGAAUGUGAUUCUUUCUGCCCUUUUUGUACAGAUUUCAAGCACAUCACUCUAUUUAUAGGAAACAUGUUGGAAGUGUGGGGCAGUUUGUUUCAGCCCUGCUGAAGGUCAUUUUUAAUUUUCUUUUUGGUCUGCAAAGGAAAGGUUUAACCGGCCUUAUAGUCAACAGCAAAAUCAAACCAAGAACAUUUUAAAUGCAAUUACUGAUCUGAUUUAUGGUAUUUAUUACUGUGUUUGUGUAUUUAUUGUUUACCUUUUGUUUUCCUCUUUGUAUUUAUUUGGUAAUUUAAGUAUGCUAUCUAUAUACUGUAAGUAUUUAUUUAACGAUGCUCUGUAUGUCUGUGUGAAACUAAAGACUUUUUUCUGAUGGGGACUUUUAGCUGUAGAAUCCCAUCAUAAUACCAAAGAUUAACAUUUCCUCCCUGAAUGUAUGACCUGAAUCUCUAAACCCAGUACCUGAUCCCAAUCCUGAUCCGAACCAUCAUGUGACGUUCUAUCUUUCUAUCCUAAGGCCUGGUCUUUUUUGCUUUUCUUUUUUGUUGUUCUUUUUGUAGGAAAAUUGGGAAUUCUUUACUCUUGCAAGGGUCUCUGCUGUCAUCUCUUAAAGCCAAGGCCAAAGCUUGUUUGAAUGUUGUGAUUAUAUUUAGAAUUAAUUAUACUAAAGAUAAUGAUGAUGUGGCAUCCCAUGGGUUUGUAAUGGUUAUAUUCAGACCAAUGCCAGGUGGAGGAUGAAGCAUCUCGGGACCCACUUAAGGCGCCGUCUGAGGUGAAAGUGGAAGUCCACCUUGGUCACAUGCAGACAUGCCUGCUGCUGCCGGGCUCAACAUGCAUGGCCGUGACUGUCUUCUCCCCUUCACCCUAACUCCUCCACGGUGCAGUGCAGGCACUCCUGUCUACGUCCAACUCAGUGUAAUGUCACCAUCCCACACAAGCCAAGCCCUUCUGACAGUUAUCUCAGUUCCAACUAGGCAUGGGCUGUCGCGGCAUAAUGACGUAACGGUAUUACAGCAUUCUCUCAAAAAUUUAAAACCGAAAUGUAAAACAUGAUCUUUUUGCUUUUAUUUAAAACAGAAAAGCAAUUAUUCCUGAUGGAUAUUAACUGUUCCAGGUAUAAUGCAAUUCAUAACAAUUAUUUUUAGUAGUUUUGAUUUUGAUACAAAGAUAUAAGGAAUGAUAUAGUAACACUUUGAGUAUAACAAACUCAUAUUAGCUGGUUAAUUAGACAGGCUAUGGACUCGGGCAGAGCCUGCAGAGGUGGGCAAUAUAUAUCGCCGACGAUAGUAUCGUAAACUUUGCUUUGACGAUGUGCAGUUUUACAUUAUCGAGUAUUUAUACUGUCUCGAAAAGACAACAAAUGGAGGGUGCAUACAUGAUAAAGGAGAGGUGCAUGAAAAUUCUCAUUGAAAGAAUGUGUGCCUCAGAAGCCAAUUAGCAGACAAGAUUCAGUCUCGUGACUCGAGUUGGCGGCAACUAGGCCAAUCAGCAAACAGAAUUCAGUCUCGUGACUCACAGCAACUAAACGAGAACAAUCUUCUCACUUGGAGGAAAUAUGCAGCAAUAUUCUGUCUCAGCAGAUGAUUUAAUAGCAAGACGUGAGUCCACGUCCCUAGCCUGGAAAUGGUCCGUUUUUGACAAGACUGAAGUCGGUCAAAAUAGCGUUAUAUGCAAGAUAUGCCGAAAAGUGGUCACCGUGAAGAACAGUUCAACAACAAAUCUGUUCCACCACUUGCAAGCAAACCAUACAAAAGAGUAUGAGGAUUAUGUAAAACUUCGUGACUCUACGAGCAUUACUACAGCCAAAGAAAAGACAAGUAAUUCAGCACAACACACUCAGCAAAUAUAAAUAUGGCCAUUAUUGGGCAAUGGUUUGCAGAAGGCCAUAAUAUGUUUGUGUGCAUGUUUUGCAAAAGAUGUAUGAAGCACUUAAAAAAAUAAACAUGAGCUAUUGUUCGUGUUCAUCCAUAGAUGUCCUGGUAGGCAAGUAGGGUUUGACAGCAAUUUUUGUAAAAAAAAAAGAAAGAAAGAAAGAAAGAAAGAAAAAGGAUAUUGUCAGAUUUUCGUUAUUGGAAAAUAAAAAAAAGAUUAUCGAGAUAUUUUUUUUUGUCCAAAUUGCUUAAUAAGGUUAACUGAUGGAGCUCCUUCAGUUUACACGCUGUGACUGUCCGUUGUUUCUUGCGACUGAAAAUAUUUCCAAACAGCUGUUCACAACAACAGGUGGGGGAGGGGCAGUGCUGUGUUACUGUAUUGUCCCUAUUGUUUGAGAAAACUUUGGUUAAUCCAUUAAAUUCUGAGUCAUCUCAUUGAAAAGGAUUUUGUAGUGUAGAAAUCAUAUGAUGGAAAAUUUUAACAGUAAUGAAAACAUAACCUUUGUACACUCUGACACCGGUCACCAGCGCAUGCCUAAUUCCAAGAGGGUUUUUUAGUUUUUUAGGGUUUACUACUGCUCCUUUAUGGGUACUUGUUGAUUUUAGAAUAUGUUCCUCAUUUUUUGGAUUGCUCUGUUGUUUCUGUAUCUCAAAAAUCAGGUUAUAAAGGUCUGAGGCACCAUUUUUGCGCCUUAGCGUCUUAGAAUUUCCUGAUCUUCUGAAUAUCUUUGGUUUUUAACUGGGGCCCCAGAUUCCUAGCCCCUUCAGACUUAUUGGACUUAUUGUAUCUAGAUUUUGUUGCAAGUGCUUCUCAAACUAAUGAUGAACUUAAAGGAUAUUUUCCAAUCAUCUGGAAUUUCAUCAACCUCUGAGGUUCCCUGAUCAGCUUGCACAGCACAACUGUUUAGAUUUCCCAGUGUUUUGUUUAUUUGGAUGAUUAAAUCAGGAAAGUCACCAAAGACCCAUGCUCUGACCCCCUGCGGAAAUGCUUCCAACUAUCAGCGAGGCUGACACGGCCUUUUUCCACCUUGAACCCGCUCUCAUUUUCUCUCUCUUUCUCUGUCUUUAACACUAGAAAGGGGGCGGAUCGGUGUAGCCCCCUUCACAGCAUGCACUUGAAAGACGAGCGGUCAUGAAAGAGGCCAUCGACUUUUUCGUGGACUUCAAAGCAAAGGCUUUUUUUUAUCCCAUCUCCUCUCUGGGUUUCUGGACUGAGGUCUGCUGUUGGCCAGACCUGUGGGCUUUAGGGGGGCAUUCAGAAAGGGGUGGAGGGAGUGGGUGAGACAUCAGAGAGGAGGCUGAAUCAUCCAGGAUGAGGAUGGUAGUGAGUGUGUGUGUGUGUAUGUUUAGAAAAACUAGGAUGGAGGGGGGAGUUGUUUGAGGAGCAGGAGGUGUUGGAGUACUGGGGCAUGGAGCUGAAUUAAACUUUAAUGAGUGACAAUUGUAAGCAUGCUGAGAGCUAAAGGGGGGGAAGUGGUGGGGGUGAGUGGUCAAGUCAGAAUUGGGGUGAAAAAAAUUAAAAAUGAAAGAGCUUGAAGGCUUUUCUGCCGACCUCUGCUCGCCACUGUCAUCAUAUCAAAGCUGAGGUGACACCUUUCAGGUUUCUCUUUGUAUCGCUGACUGGGAGACAAAAAUGGAGACAGAGCUGUUUGUAUUGAGCCCCCUUCUGUUCCGUGUCAUGCAGAAAGACUCUUCCUUCUCCUCUGUGUGCAGAGAGGCAGGCAGGAGGGAGAGCUGCAUGUUGCAGGUGAUUCCUACACCUUUUUAACCUGCGGCACCACCUAGUGUCAUCUCCAGAAAGACACCUCCAGACAGGAACCUGAGAAGCAUUUGAUGGUGAAACCACAGAACUGAAAUCAGAUGCAUACUUUCAGAAUUUAAAUGAAAAAAACAAAAAGUAUGUUUUUUAUCAUGUUUAAACAAAAAGGAAACAACCAAAGAUGAAUAGGUAACUGUUGAAUAAUUUUAACAUUAGAGCUGACCGUAGCAUGUAGAGGAUUAAAAAAAACAGAAGAGGGUUCUUUCUGCUGCAGAAAACAGUUUUUUUGUAAAGCUGGAACUGAGAAACUGGCAAAGGCCUUGUCUUCAGAAGGAAGUCUUUUGGACUUUGGAAUCCCUGUUGUCUGUCUGUCCUUGCCUUCCCACCCUGUGUGUACACAAAGACUUUACCCAUCUACCUCAACUGUGUGAGUUGUUGCGUGGCAAAGAUAUUCCUUAACCAAAGAAUCCAUCCUGUCAGGGUGUCUGUCUGUCUGUCUGUCUGUCUAUCUAUCUUGUCUGUCCAUCCGUCUCUUCUUCAUGACUAUAUGCUCCAAACCAAAUGUGCUGGAAUCAAUCCGAGACAGGAGCCUGUACAAGGCUCCUAUCCAGCCAAAGCUGAACGCCAGUAUGCUAGAGUCCCAUUGAUCCAUGUUCUGUAUAUAUAUAUGAAAUCAUUCUUAAGACCAAAAAAGAAGGAGGUGACAAUCUAAGCAAGGAGGUUCUUGCUGUAAUCAACGUUGCCUAUUCCUUGUUUUCCAUAAACUAGAACUAUCCCCCGAGAAUCAGCCCUUCAAUCCGAAAUAAAAAGGAAAGGUCAAAGGAGACAGAAGCUAUUUUUCCACAUUUGUAAGCCACCCCUUCCCUCCCCCUGUUAUUUCCAAAUGUUUAGUGUAGUUGAAAUACUGUUCGAUCCCACUGUUGUAAGUAGGAAUUAAUAAAAUCCAUACACAAAGCUUUAACCGAGGACAGGCUGAGGGGAAAUGUUGGAGCUACCUCAGCUUGAACUCAUCGACCCACCAUGCUUUACUGUGCCAUUCUUGUCCAUGUGUUAGACUUAACUAAUGAAUGUGGCUAACCAACCAAAGGCUUAAAAAAGAUACACAACACUUUAAACAUCAAUCAUGGUGGGACAUUUUGUAUCAACAACUAAAGAAAAAUCCCUUUGAAUACCUCAUGUGAAAAUUGUUUGUUGUGAUGUUGCACUAAAAAAUAAAAAUGAUUCAUUUGUAACCCAA